AUGACAACGAAACCAUUCCUUCUGUGGAAGCUCCCACACGUGGCUCGAAAACAAGUUCUCGAUUAUAUGGAUCCGAUGGAACUAAUCUUCUUGACAUUUAUGUCCAAGCAUAUCAAAUACUCCGCUUUUGGCUUAUUGGAAGCUGACAAAUUCUCUUGGACAGUCAUGAACAAUCUCAAAGUGAUUGAAGUAAUUUCAAAAGAUCGCACCAAUCGAAAAUUCAAAAUGAACUUUCAAAUUACUCAAGUUCCACCAAAUAACAAGACCAUAAAACUCAAGAAUAGGAAGAUUCCAUUCAAAGCAUCCAAAAAGACUUUCAACUUGAAAUCUGAGAAAAACGAAGAGGAUAACAUUUCUAUUUUAGAUGAUCUCACGGAGCACCUGCUUGUCAUUUUCAAAAUAGCUGAGUAUGGUCUUCAUUCUGAAUUCAAUUUAUUCGAUUCCCCGAUAUUCAAAAACACCAAGCGAUUCUCCGAAUUGCAACUCAAUAAUCAAGAUCUGACAGUUGAACAUACAAGAACUCUUCUCGAAACAAUGGAAAUUGACUUUUUGACACUAUAUCUGACCCGUCCAAAAAUCAAGAAAGGUCCGGAAGAUUUUCAACUGAAGCACAACAUCAUGAAACUUGGAAACAUCGAUUGGCUCAAGUUUUCUUCAGUGUUGAAUAUGAAAUGUGAAGAACUGAUUCUCGGAAGAAUGAACCAUAUCACACAGAAAGAUUUUUCGGACUUCGUUAGAGUUUGGUCAGAAGGAGGAUUCGAAAACCUGACAAGUUUUUAUGUGCAGGUUCCACAUGUCUGGGAACAGAGAGAUAUUGAUAUGUCUUAUUUAUGGAGAAAUGAAGUCUACGAAAGUUUCAAAUCCAUGGAUUUAACGAUCGUUAAAGCUACUCGCAACGGAGAUGAGAAGACAAUUCAGCGAAACGACGGGAAAAGAGCAGAAAUCCUCUUCAAAAACUUCUUCAAGUUCAAAGUUUUGUGA
Molecule: messenger RNA, 981 nt
Organism: Caenorhabditis remanei
Lineage: Eukaryota; Metazoa; Nematoda; Chromadorea; Rhabditida; Rhabditidae
Exons: 3
Coding region: 1-981 (326 amino acids)
Biological process (GO): embryo development
Molecular function (GO): protein binding
Source: RefSeq, a predicted model, not a curated record